AUGUGGACCAGCGUACGACUUUGGCGAUCAUCUUCUUGGGGACAAACCAGCGUCGCUACUGGCACGGCUGUCGUGGCCAUCAGCUAUGCUUCUUGUAGAGGUACAAAAAGCGACGUCAGGACAAAGAAUGAAGCUUCAAAAUCUCACAAGAAGAAGAGUGACAAGUUGCAGGGACUCUCGCCCGCAUCUCCCAUUUACAUCUUUCGCCCCAAUGACAAGCUGGAGAUUGCCUUUGACACGAGGACAAGAAAUCCACUCUAUGUCCUAGAGCACAUUACACAUCGGCAACCAGAACAGACCACCUCCGCGAACAACACGAAACUGAAACGACCCAACUCAUUCUACGAGGAAAAGAGUCUUCCAGAAGAAUUUCGCUCGCGACCUUCCCAUUAUAAACAUUCUGGCUUUGAUCGAGGUCAUCUAGCUUGUGCUGGAAACUACAUGCAUACCACCCAAAAAGAAGUGAAUGAUACGUUCAAUCUGAUCAACAUUUCCCCGCAAGUGAACUCUAUGAAUUCCUCCAUUUGGUCGCGCUUGGAGCGAUGGGUACAAAAGAUAGCCCAAGAAAAUUAUGAACGCAACAACAAUGUGGAUACCUUUGUGGUAUCUGGACCACUGUGGAUGCCAGCCAAGAAAGCGGGCGAAAAGCUCUUUGAAUUCCAAUACAGCGGCAUUGGGAAUCCUCCAGCGCUCGUGUCGGUUCCAACUCACUUUUUCAAGAUUGUGGUUGCCGUCAAAGAAAGUCAGAUUGUCAAAUUUGCCUGCUUUGUGGUCCCCAAUCAGGAGUUUGCAUCCCCCAAUAAGGUCAAGCCGAAGAGAUUGCUGGAAGAUUUCCUAGUGCCAUGGACGGCCAUUGAGGCUGUCACAGGAUUGCACUUUUUUCCUAGCCUAACAGCUGCAUUGGAUUGGAAGGAAUCCGCCAAUAAACUGACCCAAUCUAUCACGAAAAAGGCGAUAUCAGCUGGAAACAAGCAACAACCCUUACUCUUGACUGAUGGAUCUGCUACCGUGGAGGCUGGUGGUAGAAAAAAGUGGGGAUUUGCAAAGAGCAACAAUAAGCUCGAGCAUUUUUGUGCUGAUGGUGGGUGCUCCUAG
This is a messenger RNA of Seminavis robusta, 1095 nucleotides long. Lineage: Eukaryota; Bacillariophyta; Bacillariophyceae; Naviculales; Naviculaceae. The record is from the annotation of a GenBank genome assembly.